Dunckerocampus dactyliophorus (ringed pipefish) is the source of this 1197-nucleotide messenger RNA. RefSeq names its product nicolin 1 (gene nicn1). The record is from RefSeq and is a predicted model, not a curated record. The transcript is spliced from 7 exons. Gene Ontology annotation, cellular component: nucleoplasm. Bases 91 to 807 code for a protein of 238 amino acids. Lineage: Eukaryota; Metazoa; Chordata; Actinopteri; Syngnathiformes; Syngnathidae.
AGAGGAACUUACAUGGGCGCAACAAGCUAAUAAUGCAGCUAUGUUAGCCUCCGUUAGAACGAUUAGCACCAUGGAGGCGUUUAAAAAAACAUGUCGCCAGAAGCUAAUUCAUUAAUGAACAAAGGCCAUCUUUACGUGUGUGACAUGAGCGCAGAUGGCGUCAUACAGCACGUCACGUCCACGGUCAAACCUCCAGUGUACCUUCACUUUGGAGACGCCAAGGUGGACUCCAGCCACUCGGGCGUCUGCGUGCUGGACGUCACCCUCCCCUUUGGAAAAAGUGUCAAUAUUGAGGCCGUCGCCUUCAAGAACUUCUACACGGCCUUCGUCAGCGUGAGGCUGCAGAGGCGGAGCCCCGGCCAGGAGGCAGCGGCGGCCAAGUGGGUCACGGCUGUCAGGGACCUCCCCCUCAUGAAGAACCCCCAUACCGAGGCGGGCUCGCAGGACUUCUAUGCCAUCCACCGGACCCAGAUGCAAGUGGAGCCGGAUCACGUCACGUCCCUGAGACUCAUCCUGAGACAGCCGUCCUCCGCCUGGUUGACCUUCAACCUGGAGGACAUCCGCAUCUUCCCUCGCACGCAAACGGAGACUGGCAAGGAGCUCUCUGAUUGGCUUUCUGCUCUGACGCUGGUUGACCGCCAUCCUGAUGUGGAGGGGGAGGGUCUGCCGGACCCUCAGACAGUUUCUUGCAGCCUUCAGCAGAUGUGGGCGUUGACUGAGGUGAUGCAGAGCAGUCAGAGCUCCGCCUCCAUCGGACGCUUUGAUGUGGAAGGAUGCUACGACGUCAACGUCUUAUCUGUGACAUAAACAUACUUACAUUGUGUGCUACACAGCUGCUGUAUCCUCUGGAACUGUCAGUAAUACAUCGAAAAGUUACAUGUGACGUAAGUUAUUUGACAUAAAACUCUAGAAUGCUUGUUUGUUGCUAUGACAGCCAAGCACUGUAAGAUAUGAAUGUAUAUUGUAUGAUGUAGCAAAUAAAGGCUAUCAUCCGCUGUACAGACAUUUUAACUUACGACUUAAAUUUUUUUUUUUUUUUUUUGUAAAUUUAGUGUCAUCAGCUUACUAUGUGAACAAGCUGUGUAGUACUUUGCAGAGUAUUAGCCUACAGUGUUUCAGUUGACGGUUUAUUUCCGUGUACACGCAUAGCAUAGCGUACUGUAGAUAUACAGAUACCGGUAUAAAUAAAUAAAUACA